UAAAUUUGUUGACCAUAAUAAUUUUAUAGUAAUGUUAACUUAUUUUAAUGUAAUGUAAUCAAUCAUGAUUAACUGAAGUAUAUAUUGUUAUGUUCAAAUGAAGGAAAUGUUUGAGGUUAUGUAGCUUAACCUCUUCGUUAUAUUUAUAUAGAUAACACGGAAGGAAAUAAAGUAUUAUACUUGUGUGUUUAAAAAGUGUUAAGUUCCUUGUUGUUGUUCUAUCAUGAAUGUACGAAUGUUUAAAAAAAUUCAAUUGCAUCUUAAAUGUUAUGGCAACAGUUUUAUGAAACAUUCUUGUUCCAUUCAUUACGUUUCCAAUGGUCCUUUGAAUGUAUAUCAAAAUUAUUUUUCUAACCAUAAAAUAUUAGUGGGAUAUUUUUCAAAUAAGCGAAACCUGUCAAAUACUAUUUUACACCAACAAUUAUAUCCAAAAAUACUUAAAACACCAUUACUAUGUAACAAGAGUGUACUUACAAAAAUUUCUAAUAAUUAUCCUAUUCCUGCAAAUCAUGUUAGACAGUAUUCGAAUUCAGGAGUUACAAUUGUAAAUGAUACAUUAAGAUACAAUAAUGGCAUUUUCCAAAUAAUAUCUGAAAGUAUAACUGUAGAAUGGGUGACUGAAGCUUUUAGAUUUAUGCAUUAUCAAACAGGCUUACCAUGGUGGGCCGGCAUUAUACUCACAACAAUUCUUUCAAGAACAUUUAUAAAUUUACCAUUAAGUAUACUUGAUCUUCACAACAGGGCCAAACAGCAAAACUUAAAAAGUGAAAUGAUGGAUAUUGCUGAAAGAACAAAAAAAAAAGUAGAAAGAGAAGCAGUAUUAUCUCAAUUAAGCCCAGCACGGACAAUUUCUCUUUAUGCACGUGAGUUUUCUAAAGAACAAAAAAAAUUAUAUAUAAGAGAGAAUUGUCAUCCAUUUAAGACUGUUGCAAUAGUAUUAUUGCAAGCACCAAUAUGGAUAAGUUUGUCAGUUGCAAUAAGGAACAUGUGUUAUAUGUUGCCUCAAAUAGAUCCUGCUACCGUUAAGGACUUCCAAGAAUUGACUACUGGUGGUUUUGGAUGGAUACAAAAUCUCACAGACAUAGACCAUUUCUUUAUAUUUCCCAUACUUUUUGGAUUGAGUAACUUAGUUGUAAUGGAAAUAAAUCAUAUGUUAUUUCGUGUAACGGAUUCAAGAUUCAGUAGAAUAUAUAAAAAUUUCUGUAGAAUACUCACUCUUUGUUUCGUGCCUCUUAUGUCAUGUUUACCAUCGUGUUUAUCCUUAUUCUGGGUUACCAAUAAUUUAUGUUCCAUAUCACAAAGUCUACUACUUCUAUCGCCAAAAGUUCGUAGAUUAUUCAGAAUACCUAAAACUGAUGUUGAAUAUCGGCAUCCAUAUGAAAAAUUGCAAGAACGUUUGCGUCACAUAUUUUAUUUAAAGAAAUCUGCAAAAGUAUAGACAACUAAGGUCGUCACCUUGUAUAUGUUCGAUUACGAAAACAGAUAUCAGAAAAAUCAUCCACAUUUAAAUAACGCAUUAAAUCAUGCUUCUCAUUCAUGAUGUGAUCAAUAUAAAAGAUGUAAUCCAUGUAAAAUCCACUUCAUUAGUAAAGAACAUUCUUCGUGGAACGAAUCAGCAGAUUUGAGAAGCAAAUUUUAGAAGAAGUCAUGGCUUCUGUCAAAUGCACUGUACUUCUGUUGUGCAGCAUUCUGUACCUCAGCUCUGUUUGUGUAUUAGUGCGUAUUUCAUCACAAUUUUUUUAUUAAUAUUUAAGUAACUUAUUUAUAAAU
Molecule: messenger RNA, 1770 nt
Organism: Frieseomelitta varia
Lineage: Eukaryota; Metazoa; Arthropoda; Insecta; Hymenoptera; Apidae
Product: cytochrome c oxidase assembly protein COX18, mitochondrial
Exons: 7
Coding region: 224-1438 (404 amino acids)
Biological process (GO): mitochondrial respiratory chain complex IV assembly; protein insertion into mitochondrial inner membrane from matrix
Cellular component (GO): mitochondrial inner membrane
Molecular function (GO): membrane insertase activity
Source: RefSeq, a predicted model, not a curated record